Vespa mandarinia (Asian giant hornet) is the source of this 992-nucleotide messenger RNA. RefSeq lists its product as uncharacterized. The record is from RefSeq and is a predicted model, not a curated record. NCBI's taxonomy places the organism in Eukaryota, Metazoa, Arthropoda, Insecta, Hymenoptera, Vespidae.
CGUUGUAAGAUGUUAACAUAGUUUACACAUUGCUUUCUACACGGAGCAAUAAUACUAAAAAUGAAAGUAACUGAGUGUCGUAAGAAUACUUCGUGUCCGUUACCAACUAUUGCAGCUUUGUCAGUCAAUGAGUGAACAGCAUUACGUACGGAACAAUAAUUCAUUGAAAAUUAUUAUUUAAUUCAUAAUAAUCAAAUAAAUUUGAAUAAUUUUCGUGAUAUUAAACGUACAGGAAUGUACUGUCGACGAAUUAAACAAAAAAUCAGUGAAAUAAACAUCAGAAUUUCAGAAUAGCCACGUUGAGAACUUCAUCGAGUGAUUGCUUUUUCAAAUAAAAUGCUACUUUUUUCGAUGUUUGAGUUUCUCCUUCUGUGUCUCCCUACAUCAAACUGUUAUCCCAUAGAAGAACCAACGAAAUUCCUUCUCAGCACCGAAGAAUUGAACGUAGAAAACAUUCAAAAGCCGUCGAAACUGGAGAAAGCACAAACAGUCGCGGCGAGAAACGUCACCCCGGUUAUCGCAAUUAAAUCCGAACUUUUAGAUCAAGGACGUAAAUCCUUGGAAUCCCUUCGAUAUCCUUCUGAUAUUUUUACCAAUUUUCCAAAAACUCAGGAAACUGUUCAUCUAGAAAAUGAGUCUGAACAAUCGCUAGUAGAAAAAACGAUUUCAUUCCCGUUCAAUGAUUUACUCGUGAAUUUCUUUAUGCCGAUACCUUUAUUGGAUCGAAUAAAGGAAGAAGAAAAAUAUGGUAAUACGGGAAAUAAUUUGGCCGGUAUUGGAAAAGCUUUUAUUAAUGGCUUUGAAAAUUUCAGUAAUUUUUUGAAUUCCGCAUUUGGGUCGACGCAAAAUAUUAAGAAGAAAGUGAAAGAAAAUAUCAGUGAAGCAUUAGAUCAGAUCGGAGGAAAAUUAAUUGGAUUUCAAUGAAUUAAAUGACUAUCGAACGAUUGUUAUUAUUUCUUGUUGGGUCCAAAAAAAAAAAAAAAAAAAAAGAA